Messenger RNA from Ichthyophthirius multifiliis, 426 nucleotides. RefSeq lists its product as hypothetical. NCBI's taxonomy places the organism in Eukaryota, Ciliophora, Oligohymenophorea, Hymenostomatida. The record is from RefSeq and is a predicted model, not a curated record. The transcript has a single exon.
AUGAUACUAAUUGUAGUAUUUUUCAUCUUAAUUAUGAAUUUUAAAAAUAACCUUCACCCUAUAUUGCUAUCGAUUCUUAUUAAGGAAGACAUUAUAUUUAUAAUAAUGAUGAUAAAAUACUUAUUUUUAGUCAUAAUCCUUUCCAGAAACCUUAAAAUGAUAAAAGUAAGCCUUUAAUAGAAAUAAGUUUAGAUGAUAAAUUUGAAGAUGAUGGUCUUAGAUAGCCAAGGAUAGAUCCUACAUUAUAUAUAAUUAAUAAUUAAAAUAGCCAAAAAGGAGAUUGCGCAUUAUUAGUUGUUGGAGGUUAUACAAUAGAAAAUAAUGGAUAAAUUACUCCAAGAAAUGAUGCGAAAGUAUUCGGAAUUAGAAAAAGAGAUAUUGAUUUAAAACCUGCGUUUAAAAUCGUAUUUAAUUAUCCAACAAUGA